CGUGCUCGGAUGCUUUUAUUGGGCCAUUGAUCCUGUACAAUCUUAACAGCACUUUGAAAUGCCCUAACAGGUUUGUCGCCAAAUCAUUGUUCUUCAUUUCACUGCCACGGUUCUCUCGGCUUCAGCUCAAAUAUUAACGAGCUUGUGGUGCAACGGUUCUAGUUUGAAGUCAGCUAUGGGAACUGCUGCCAUGAAGCAGCCCGUGGCCAUCACCGUCGCGAGUCUCCAUCCGCGAAGUCAGCCUUCGCAGUGGCCCCUCUACGGAGCAGUGCUUGAACGUUCUUGUGAGGGGGAGCUUUGGGGCAUUAAGUUGGCCGUUCACCGACACAUUGAGGGCAUGGUCAUCACAGAUCUAUCGGACUCUGAGGUGGUGCAAGAGUGGAAUGAACAGAAUGAAGAACAUCCCAUCCAAGAAGGACAUGUGAUCAUCGAAGUGAAUGGCUACAGAGAUCACGAGAAUAUGAAGCAACAGUUUGCAUCGUCUCUUUCGAUGCAGUUGCUGGUUUGCACAGAACCCUCUGACUUGCAGCAGUGGGCUUUUGAUGUCUUUGCGCAGCGCAAAAACCUGACUGCCGCAGUUGAUGCCAUCAUACAAAAGGUUGAAGCACACCGAGAGGGCACCAAUUUCGGAGGAUGUUCAAUUUGCCACGAUGAUAUGCAUGCAAGUUGCGGCCAAGGCAGUCAAGUUGUACGAUUACCUUGCAAGCAUCACUUUCAUGAGUCCUGUGUAAAGAGAUGGUUGCUGACAGGGAACCACAGAUGCCCCUUGUGCAAUCAUCAUCUCGCCCUUGAGUCAUGAAGACUCUCAUCAUCAGGCCUUUACGAGCCUGGUAGGAUUGGAAAUUCAAUGGCUUACUUGGAGCCCAGAUGUGCAAGAUCUACAGAGUUUGAAGUGUGUUUAGAUGUGUGUAGUAUUUUUCUCACAAUGAGCAGAUUGCUUGACCCAAAGUGUUUAAUCAGUUCAGGCAAAGAUAGAAGUGGAAUAAGCAGCUCCAGAAACAACCUUCCCCAGCCUAGAGUUGUCAUCUCAUUUUCCACUUCAGCCUUUGAUUGAGGAAGGGCCAGCGGUCUUGCUAGAAUGCCUAAACAGAAGAAGCUUUGUGGGGCAGAGAGCCGAGACGCAAA
This is a messenger RNA of Durusdinium trenchii, 1125 nucleotides long. NCBI's taxonomy places the organism in Eukaryota, Dinophyceae, Suessiales, Symbiodiniaceae. The record is from the annotation of a GenBank genome assembly.